Microplitis demolitor is the source of this 3961-nucleotide messenger RNA. Its product is annotated as guanine nucleotide exchange factor for Rab-3A. Gene Ontology annotation, molecular function: guanyl-nucleotide exchange factor activity. Gene Ontology annotation, cellular component: Golgi to plasma membrane transport vesicle. The record is from RefSeq and is a predicted model, not a curated record. The transcript is spliced from 9 exons. Gene Ontology annotation, biological process: exocytosis. Bases 934 to 2670 code for a protein of 578 amino acids. NCBI's taxonomy places the organism in Eukaryota, Metazoa, Arthropoda, Insecta, Hymenoptera, Braconidae.
CUCCGUGCCGUGCGUUACAAUCGGAACUGUGAUGAUGAUUUUCUGCUGGUGCUGCUGAUGCGUUUUUAUCUACCAGCCAGUACCAGCACCAGUACCAGAGUCAGAGAGAGUUUGAUCUCUAAUCCACAACAGAGCUCACCAUGCUCUUGUAUUGUGUGGUGUUGCCAUUUGACAACAAGGACAACCUUCAAUCAGCCUUCGCUGGCUUGCUGGACUGGUCUAAGUCGAAGAUCUUUAAGGUCUGAGUGCUCGGAUAUUUUUAUCGUGAGUUAAAUCCAUUGACAUUACAAACAAACUUUAAAAUUUUAUGCAUCUGCUGCUGUUCUGAAUACCAUACAGCAGUGGAGCCAGUGGAGAUUGUCGCGGAUGUCACCGGCAAAGUUUAAAGUAAAUAUCAAAGGAGUAGGGAGUGACAGAACAUUAUUAUUGAAACCAAUGGCCUUUGUUUUUUUUACUCCUACUCGUGUUCUAUAAUAAUUAUUUUAAUUUGAAAAUUUAAUCAUUUUAAAAAAUAUAUAUGUCCAGGACAGUUGAUAUUUAUAAGAGUUAUUAAAAGAGUACACGAACGCAAGAUUGAAAGUAUGAUAGAGAAGUAAUACGACAUGAGUUUGUGAGAAAAAGAAAGAGAGACUUGAGUAAAGUAGCCUUCUCUUUGAUCCCAGUCAGUCUACAUCGAGCUACCAAGUAUUCAACACUUUAUUUAUUUUCUUCAAAUUUUUUUAUUGAUAACAUAAACAUUUAUUAUUAUUACUCAUAUUUUUUAAAUUUAAAUUCGAGUGUUCAAAAUAAAUCGGUGAUAAAAACUAUAAAUAACUUUCCGUUGAUUGCUAUCAAUUAUAAAGUAAUAAGUUUGUUAAGCAUAAAAAAAACUAAUUAGUGUCAAGUGAAACGUGAAAGUGUAAUAGUAGUCUUGGUAUUUAAAUAUAUAACAAGAUGAAAGCAAUCGAGCAGCAGCAGCCAAACUCAAUCGACUCAAGUGAUUCGGUGACAGGAAGUAGCGAGUACGCUUAUCGUCCUUUGACGACAAAACACCGACGUGCUGGUAGCACCGGAACCACCGGAGACGAAGAGUACACCACUGACGAGGAUGAAUUUUAUGGAGACGAGGCUGAUUGUGCCGGUGCAUCUCUCCACCCUCCCCAUCCGAUUCUCAAAUCGGAUUUAGCCCGCGCUGCUACCGAUUUAUUCGGUUACUCCUCCAAGCCCGAUAACAACGACGAUGACAACGAGCCUACCAGUUUAUUUGACGACGACGAUGGACAUCUCAGUCCAGAUAGUUCAUUUAAAAUGUCGCCUGUAUGCGGCAACAAUAAAAAUUUAAACUCCAACGCUUCUAUUAAUGAAAAAAAAAAUAUUGUAAGGACAUUAGAUGACAUAAAUUCAAAGCAGCUCAAAAACGAGACUGAGUUGAUUGAAUUCCCACGACAUGCAAGGCCUCUAGACUUGAGAAUGGAAAAUAACAAAAUUAUGCCUGGCUCGGAAACUCCAGAAACUAAAACUCAAGGACAUGUGGAAGAGUGUGUAAGUAACGUCGAUUUGAUGAGUUCGGUCGAUGAUCCUCCGUCUCCGACGACUUUGCAGUGGGAGAAAGCUGUCGCAGAAGUAAAAGAACACGCAAUUACUAAAUUACAAGAGGAACUUAAGAGGGCACAUGAAGAACUGAAGCUUAAAGAUGAAGAAGUCACGCGAUUGUCACGCUUCAGACAAGAUGUCGAGACUGAACUUGAAGAGCUCACGGCGAAUCUUUUUCAAGAAGCGCAUAAUAUGGUACGAGAAGCAAAUACUCGUCAGGCGACAGCAGAACGACUUUUAGAAGAAAGUCGUAUGAAGAAUGAAGUUCUGGCUGCUGAAGUGUCAGCACUAAAGACUCUGGUAUUGACGUCAACUCCAGCGCAACCAAAUCCUCACUUACAUCCGCAAAUCGACAUUCGCUCUAAAUCAUCUAGUGGCUCAGACGACUCGCAACUGGGAUUAUUUACUAAAAAACAUCGACGGUCACCGUCGCACUUCAAUCUCAAGUAUGGAAGAGAAAACUCUCCGCCCGAGUCGCCUGUUAAGGAACAAAAGACCUCACUGCCAAUUGAAAUCCACUCUUCUGAAAAAGACAUCACCGAUCGCGACCCAAACAAAGAACUGCGUGAGCGAGAUCGGGACCGGGAUCGCGACAAGGACAAGGACAAAGAGACCAGAGAUUUUGGGAUCGAGAUAGAUCCUAUUUUACACUCCGAGUUUCUGAGGUGGAAGGAAAACCCCUGCAUUGAUAAAACUGAUAUGUUUGUCGCGAGAGUCUUCCGCGAAGAUAUUGACCUCUGUCUCAACUUUCCUAAUGAAGAACUUGGUAAUAAAGUAAGACAGGCGGUUCUGGAUGGCAUAAUUUUCAUCGAGGCUAUCAGUGAUAAAACUAAACUUUCCUUUCCGAGGAAAUGCGCACUUUUGGAAGUACCCAGGCAAUGUCUCUACCGGAUGCGAAUCGGUGAUCAAGAAAAUAAUUGGUACUCUAUUUCACAAAUUUGCCGCAAUAGAAUAAUUGCAGUUUGUGAAUUUUUAAAUUAUCUGAGAUACAUUGAACGCGGAUUAGUAAAAAGUGGAGUUCAUGACAUUUUUUGUGAAAUAACGAGAUUAAGAAAAGAAAUGGUAUUAGCACGACUCGGAAUAGCUCUCUCUUCCUAAACUCAAUAAAUUUUUUUUAUUUUAUUAAAUUAAGAAUAUCUAGUCUUCAGAUUCUCUGAGUUGUUAAAACCUAACUCUCUUUUAGAUAUCAUAUAUAUACACAUACAUUUUAUUUUCUUUAUUGUUUUAUACUCGGCGAUUUAUUAUUUUAUUUUAUGUUACUCUCAAGUCUUUGACAAAUAGCGUACGGCUUAUCGUCUUGAUACGGUACUAAAUAAAAUUUUAGUAAAAUAAUAUAUAUAGAUAUAUGUAUAUGUAUACAUUUAUAUGUAUAUAUAGGUAUAUAUUGUUUCAAUAUAAGGCUGUGAAUAAUCUCUAUACAUAAAAGUAUUUACCAUCCAAAAAAAAGUAUGUAAAUAUAAAAAACAAAAUAUGGUCAUGUAUACGUCGAAAUGUUUUUUAAAAAUAUAUAAGCACGAUAUUAAUGGCAUGCGUAAAAUUAUAGCAAUUGUCUAUGCACUGUCAAAAAAUCUCAAAUAAAUUCGGAGUAAAUGCCGGGAAUUUUUUUAAUUUCCUUGGAGUAAAAUUCACUCUGCAGGAAAAAAUACACUCCUGAGUUACUCAGUAACCGGAGUAAUUUUUUGUGAAACUCCGGAACUUUAAGAACGGAGUGAAUUUGAAUUUUAAAAAAUCAUAAUCACUCCGAAUUCACUCUCGAUUUUUUUAUGUUAUACUGAAGCUGUCCAAUAAUUUUUUGAUUUAUUUUUAAUACGAUAAAUUACAAAAAAAAAAUAUUUUUAAAAAUUGCACUUGUAGUUUUUAAAAUUUUCAAGAUCAAUAUUAUUCAAGAUCAUAAUUAUUUUGUAUAUAUAAAAUUAAUUAUAAAAAUCAGAUAUUUGAAUGUUAAAAAAUUAUUUUAAAUUAUGGAUAAGUUUAUAAAAAAUAAUUUUUAAAGUAUUAUUAAUUUAUAUUAAUCAAGGGUUGUCAUUAAAGUCAUUUUUUGGCUUAUUAACUUUUGUAGUGAACUUGGAAAUUAAAACUUUUUUUUAUAUUUAGAAUUUUAGAAUCAGAUUAGGAGUCUAAAAAAUUUCAUACAAUUUUUUUUACAGACAUUGAGACAUCGAAAAUAAAAACAUUUAAUUGUUCACUAAUUAGUAGUAAUUUAGUUGAUAAAAAUAAUGGAAAAUUUUUAUAGAAUCUCACUGCUCUACUUUGUCUUCCACAGCAGCGGACUUUAAAAUAAAAAAAAAUAUUAUAAAAUAGAUAAGCUUUUUGAUUUAUACAAAGAUUAAAACAUAGUUGCCAAAUGAAUUAUAUUGUUUUUAUUAUUAAUUAUUAAUUAUUAUAAAUC